Molecule: messenger RNA, 1343 nt
Organism: Gryllus bimaculatus (two-spotted cricket)
Lineage: Eukaryota; Metazoa; Arthropoda; Insecta; Orthoptera; Gryllidae
Source: the annotation of a GenBank genome assembly
CCCCAAAUUUAUGUAUCCUCUUUAAUCCAGUGCCUGGCCUCAGGAAAAAACAUUGACCUGCUUCAGCAACUGAACACCGUCGAGUACUAUAAGAAACGUCAAAUCUUCGCCAAUUUCUUAUAUAGAAUGUAUUCAGAUUGGUUCUUCAAGGAAGAUUUUCUUGACAGCACCCGCUUUCACUUGUGAUAUGAACAAUGCCAUGUGAUUUGUUUUGUCACUGCUGACCGUGGAUACGACUUGUUUGUUCAAUAAGCAUGGCUCAGACCUGGCUUGAGAAGAUCAAGAAAUCUGAAAAAAUAGGCUUGAUUCAAGAUGGUAAACGUAAAGUUCAUUAUCGCUUCCGGGAGGGCGAAGAAAUGGUCGAAGAAUACAGCAUGGACACGGAUGUACUUGUGAGAAGAGCUUGGAGGAAAAGAGGCACGUUGGGAGCGGAUGGUAUUUGGGAAGUGGAAAUUGGAGAUCCAGAACCAAAUAGUUCCAACUUUGAAUCUCUUGGCAUAAAAGAGAGUAAUUCUGCACCUUUCGUUGCGAGAAGAAUUACUAAAUCAAAUCUAGAAUGGAGGAUUAGAAAUCUUCCCUACUCGUUAGAUGUUUACACUGUGACUGCAGAACCUGAAAACAGAUGUAUUACCGUUCGUACCUCUAAUAAAAAAUACUUCAAAAAAUUGUCUGUACCAGAUUUGGAACGUGCCGGUUUGCUACCAGAACAAGGAAGAAUCAAGUUUACUCACCAACACAAUACUUUGAUAAUUACUUAUCAGAAGCCUUCUGAAGUUAUUCAAUUGGAGAAAAAGAUUCUUGAAGAAGUGAAAACUGUUAAAGUGGCUCAUGAUGGAGAUGCAUCUAAAUGUAAUCCUAGUUGAAAAUGCAGAUCAUUCCAGGUGUGAGAAACAGUAAUUUUAGCAAAGUUACAAUUACUAACCAGGAAGAAACCAUUAUGUUCCAGAAAUAUUUAUUUUGCUGUCACCUGUACAUUUAUUUACAACAGUUACACGCACCAAGUAAGAGUAUUGGAACCAGAUGUAAAUAUACUAUUGAUACACAUUAAUACCCCGAGUGCCUUUUUAAUAAAAAUCACCUCACCAUUCUAUGCAUUGUCUUUCAUGUCUCCAAUGCCCUCAACUGUGAUAUUUAACAGAACAGUACCUGCAGUAGGUAUAUGUGUUAGACAUUGUCUCGGCUCCAGGAGCUGGAAUGUUCAGCAUGUUCCACUUAAAUGAAUAUGAAAAACUACUGAAACUAUCAGCUACACCCUAAAGGUCACGAGUACAAAUUGUGUAAAACCAGUUGUUCCAGAUCUUGUAUGAGAAUGCUGUUUUGAUUUGUGAAACUAGAACAGUCUG